AUGGUCGCUUUUUCCAAACCUGUUGCUGAGCUACCAUCAGCCAUAAAAGCAGUUUUGGAACCGGUCGCCAAUAAUGUCUCAUCACGACAACCUAUAAGCAAAGUUAAAGCUAUAACGUCUUUUGCGGUCAUAUCUCUAGCGGCUUACACCACGAACUAUGUUUACAGAAAGCGAACAGAGCGUGCAGGGUCCUCCUUCAACAAUACUGAUGUUCGCGAAGGUCCUGUGCCGGGGAGUAGCAAAUAUUACCUGAAGGUGCCGUAUAAAAAUCGCAUGUCCACCGUUACCAUAAGACCAACCACGGCUGAAACACUUAAGAAGAACAAGCGUUAUUUUCCCGUCCUCGCCGAUCCCCAAAAAGUUGGUGUCAACAAGGCCUUCUUCAAGCAACUUCGCGCAAUCUUGCGAAUCAUUAUACCCAGAAUUCGGUCGAAAGAGGUUAUUCUCCUGGUAUUGCAUUCCAUCUUUCUGCUCUUGAGAACUUGGCUAAGCAUUGUGGUGGCAAAAUUAGAUGGAAGGAUUGUUCGGGAUUUGGUUUCCGCUAACGGCAAAGAGUUCCUCAAGGGAAUAGUUUAUUGGUUUGUCAUUGCGGUUCCAGCAGCAUACACCAAUAGCAUGAUACGAUUCCUCCAAUCAAAGUUGUCAAUCGGAUUUAGAACGCGUUUAACACGAUAUACGCAUGAUCUUUACCUAAAUAAGCAAGAUGCUUAUUACAAAGCCAUUAAUCUUGACAAUCGAAUUGGUGGUGCUGACCAGUUCAUCACCACCGACAUAUCACGCUUUUGCGACGGCCUUGCCGCUUUGUAUUCAAAUCUGGGAAAACCAGUGUUAGAUACAAUAAUCUUCAAUUACCAAUUAGCUAAAAGCGUUGGAACUGUUAAUAUGAUAGCAUUAUUUGGAAAUUAUCUAUUCACCACGUGGUUAUUAAGAAAAGUUACCCCCGCGUUUGGCAAGCUGUCAGCGCAGGAAGCCAAGUUAGAGGGUGAUUUCCGUACCGCACACUCACGUCUUAUUAUCAAUGCCGAGGAAAUUGCUUUUUACCAUGGAGCCGAGUUAGAGCAAUCCAUUUUGAAUCGCACUUACACAAAACUUAUUAAACAUAUAAACGGGAUCUUGAAGUAUUCUUUCCUGAAUGGGGUGGUCGAGGUGGAAGAAACGAAAUGGAAGGAAGUUCGGGCGCUGGUGGAAAAGAGAGGAGCCGCACAAAAUCAUUUGUCACAAACAGAAGAAUUUUAUUCACUGGGUGACGUACGUGGCGAUGUGAUUCUUGACUAUGAUGGAAUCAAAUUUGAAGGUGCGCCCAUCGUUGCGCCUAACCCAGGAAACGAAAAAGGUGGAGAAGAGCUGAUUAAGAAUUUGAGUUUGGAAGUACGCCCUGGAGAACAUUUACUGAUAACUGGUCCAAAUGGAGUCGGAAAAACAAGUAUUGCGAGAGUGAUUGCUAGACUAUGGCCUUUGUUCAAGGGUCGACUCAGUCGACCAAAUUCCGAAGAUAUUUUCUAUACCCCACAACGACCAUACCUUAGUAUAGGUACUCUUCGUGACCAAGUAAUUUACCCUUACUCUCAUGCAGACAUGAUUCGUGCUGGUCGCACGGAUGAGGAACUAUUAGAAAUACUUCGUGUGGUCCACUUGGCUUACAUACCUGAUCGCGAGGGUGGUUGGGAGACUAAAAAAGAAUGGAAGGACGUCUUUUCCGGUGGAGAAAAACAAAGGAUAGGAAUAGCCAGAGUUUUCUUCCACCGACCUAAAUUUGCGAUUCUCGACGAAUGCACUAGUGCCGUGAGUGCUGAUGUCGAAGGCCUAAUGUAUCAACAUGCGAAGGAUUUGGGCAUUAGUAAGUGCAACACAAUAUCUGUUCAAAUAAUUGCCUUCAUGUGUAUCACCCCGUCACUUAUCAAUUCAUCUGAUUUCAUUGUAGCACUUAUUACCAUAUCACAUCGACCAUCUCUAUCCAAAUACCACAGUCAUCUGCUACGCAUUGAUGAAGGUAUGUGCGAAUCCUCAACUAUUGGAACAAAGGAAGAACGCAUGUCAAUGGACAAAGAAGUUGCGAUGUUAGAGGCGAAGCUGAAAGAUGUUGAGCCCAUAAAAGCGAGGGUUGCAGAAAUAAAUAAAGAGUUACAACUGGGUAUAUCAACUUCGGAUAGUACUAAGAUUCAACGCAGAGGAGUUGUAUAUGAUUAG
Acaulospora morrowiae is the source of this 2187-nucleotide messenger RNA. Lineage: Eukaryota; Fungi; Glomeromycota; Glomeromycetes; Diversisporales; Acaulosporaceae. The record is from the annotation of a GenBank genome assembly.